This is a messenger RNA of Stegastes partitus (bicolor damselfish), 3031 nucleotides long. RefSeq names its product zw10 kinetochore protein (gene zw10). Lineage: Eukaryota; Metazoa; Chordata; Actinopteri; Pomacentridae. Gene Ontology annotation, cellular component: RZZ complex; chromosome, centromeric region; nucleus. Gene Ontology annotation, biological process: mitotic cell cycle; mitotic spindle assembly checkpoint signaling; endoplasmic reticulum to Golgi vesicle-mediated transport. The record is from RefSeq and is a predicted model, not a curated record. The transcript is spliced from 16 exons. The coding region runs from base 86 to 2389 and encodes 767 amino acids.
CAAUCAACCGUCCUGGCGGGUCUUGAGCUGUUGUUGCUCCGGACUGUCACAGUUUUCUUUAAACAUUAUAACACUACUACACGGUAUGGCGUCGUUUGUGACCGAAGUGCUGGCCAGCUCCGGCAAACUGGAAAAAGAGGACCUGUCCGGCAAAAUAAGCAAAAUGUCGCGCAAAGUGGAAGAUACGAAGGAAGAAGUAUGUGAAAUGAUAAACAAGAGGUACAGUGACUUCCUGCCGACUCUUCAAAGCUCAGAGGAUCUGAUGGUGCAGGUUGAGACAGUCUCCAAAGAAAUGGAUGCCCUUAAAAAUUGCAUUGAGACUGAGGUGCGACCGAAUAUCCACAUGGCUGUGGCUGACUAUACAAAGCUGAAGCAACAACUGGAGAAAAAUACUGUCAUCAUAACAAUGCUUGGACACCUUAAAGAGUUUCAUAGUGCAAUGGAGGAGUUCAACAAAGCUUUACUGGAGAAGAAGUAUGUUGAUGCAGCCAACCAGCUGGAAAGGGCGAGGGAUAAUGUGGAUUCACUGAAGAGCUGGAAGAUUUCUCAGCUGCCGCUGCUCAGUGCUAUCAGCUCUGAGCUGACGGUGCAGAGAGAAAACUUAAUUUAUCAUCUGGGAGAUGAGUGGAAGCGCCUCGUCAUCUGGACUUUACCAUCUUCAAAGGAACCUGCAGGUCAGAAGUCCUUCCUGAAGGUGGAGCUGAACCUGAGCAAUGCUUGUAGUAAAGACAGUGAACCAAAAAUAUCCGCUCUGCUGUGCUCCGUCCUGCAAGCUCUGGCCAUCCAGGGAGACCUCCAGCACAAGAUCAAACUUUUCAGUCAAGUGCUUUUAAAAAACAUGUUGAAGCCGCUGGUGAUGUACGAUUCGCUGUCAGUGAGGGUAACGGAGCAGCAGGACGAGGGAACCAUCUUGGCCUUACAGUGUUUAGAAGAGAGCCACGAGGAGCGAUCAACACCUUCACAGGUCUACAGCAAACUGCUCCUGGUGCUCAAGACGCUGCACUCACAUCUGCUAGAUGUUUCCAUUGGUGAUAAAAAGCUUGCGGCUAUCUUGGGUGAGCUGAUUUGGGAGGAAAUGUCCCAGUGCAUCAUCCACGAGUGUCUGGUCCACUCCAUCCCCACCAACAGCAGCCAGCUGGAGAAAUACAACACUGUGAUCAAGGAAACAGAAGACUUUGAGAAGUCUCUGAAGGAGAUGGAGUAUCUGCAGGGCGAUUCCACAGACCUGCUCAAAUAUGCCAGAGAUGUCAACUGUCACUUUGCUAGCAAGAAGUGCAAAGAUGUCAUCGUGGCAGCUCGCAAACUCAUGACCUCCAAGAUGCACAACACCGUCAAAAUUACACCGGAGUCAAAGCUGCGUCUCCCAAAGCUUCCUGCUGCGAGUUCGGAGGUGAAAGUAAAACAAGAAAACGUAAAGGAGGAGGCGACAAUGGAGAACUCAAAGCAGCUUUCUGCGUGGAGUCUGCGUCUGCCUGCCUGUCGCAUCAGUGAGUCUGUGCAACAGCUGAUGGAGCUCGCACUCAACACUCUGUGUGAAGCAGUAGGAAGCUCCACUCAAUGUGCACUACAGCUCUUCUUCACUGUGAGAAACAUUUUCCAGCUGUUCUAUGAUGUCGUACCAACAUACCACAAGGAGAAUCUGCUCAAGUUUCCUCACCUAGCUGCCAUCCAGCACAACAACUGCAUGUACCUGGCUCACCACCUGCUCACUCUGGGCCACCAUUUCAGAAACCACCUGCCACACCCCCUCAGCGACGGCGUGGCAACUUUUGUUGACAUGGUGCCUGGAUUCAGGAAACUGGGUGCCCAGUGCUUCCUAACACAGCUGAACGUUCAGAGAGCUGAACUGCUGGAAAGACUUUCCACCGCUCACAACUUCUGCAACCUGGAUGAUGAAGACAACUACAUUGCAGCCAGCAAGGCAGUGAGACAGGUCAUUCACCAGUUGAAGCAGCUGGGUACAGUGUGGCAGGACGUCCUUCCAGUCAGCAUCUAUUGUAAAGCCAUGGGCAACCUCCUCAACACUGCCAUCACAGAAGUCAUUGCCAAGAUCAUGAUGCUCGAGGAUAUUUCAUCUGAGGACGGGGAACACCUCCACACUCUAUGUCAGACCAUCAUUGAGGAAGGACCGCUGGUCUUCAUCCCUCUGGCCGAGGAGCACAAGAACAAGAAGUAUCAGGAGGAGGUGCCACUCUACGUGAAGAAGUGGAGUACGUUCAAGGAGCUCGUCAUCGUGCUGCGAGCAAACCUGCAGGAGAUUGUCGACAGGUGGGCUGACGGUAAAGGUCCGCUGGCGGUGGAAUUCUCCAGUUCGGAGGUGAAGAGUCUGAUCCGAGCCUUAUUUCAGAACACAGAGAGGAGAGCUGUUGCUCUGACCAAAAUCAAAUAGAUUCUUGGAACACAGAAACACCAAGAAGAUACUAUAGCACUUUUUCCUCUUUGGAAAAUACGACUCACGCCUUUAUUCAUUUCUGUUUUCUGUUAUAUCCAUAGAUAUAAACAUUUACAUGUGUGUAGGCUGAACGGUUUGAAAUGGAUGCAUCGUGUGGUGGAGUUUCUGUCUCUGGAGUUAUCAGCUUGGUGUAAUCAAUCUGUGCUUCUUCUCAGCACUCUGACUGCAAUUAGUCCUACAGAGAUUACACGAAGGCUUCUUUACAUCAGCGUCCUGCAGCCUCAGUCAUAUAGCUUUGGGGCUUUACCACCACAAAGCCAACUGGGGUUGUGUAACCAGUGACUUAACAUCUGUUGACAUGUGCUGCAAGAUUCAGUGUUAACUUUGCUGCACGUCAUUAAUCAAACUUUUCACCCUGGUUUGUUUCAGAGGUCUCGGCUUUUUGUACUGGUUGUACUGACUGAGUCUAUUUGAUGACAUUUGUUUAAACACGAAAAUGACGAUGAAGUUCUGACAAACGCACUCUGGACCUUACGUUUAUUAUUAAGGAUUCACAUGUACAAGCCAUUAACCCGAAAUCCUCAAUAAUGUAUUUAUUUCUUGUCCAAAUAAACCCAAAGACUCAGAACGUUUUCUAAA